Messenger RNA from Pecten maximus, 1242 nucleotides. Its product is annotated as coiled-coil domain-containing protein 115-like. The coding region runs from base 166 to 792 and encodes 208 amino acids. Gene Ontology annotation, biological process: vacuolar proton-transporting V-type ATPase complex assembly. The record is from RefSeq and is a predicted model, not a curated record. The transcript has 2 exons. Lineage: Eukaryota; Metazoa; Mollusca; Bivalvia; Pectinida; Pectinidae. Gene Ontology annotation, cellular component: extrinsic component of endoplasmic reticulum membrane.
GGCAUGAUAUCUAAUUUAUAAAACGGAGAUCGGCAAAGGGGAAUCAGCUGACGAAACGUCACAUGGCAUAUUAUCAAUAGUUAUAGUUUAUAAACAGUCUGCAUGCAUAGUGAGGAAUAGAACUUUUUAUAUUUUGAUACCAAAAAAGGUGUUUGUCUCAGCUGAAUGAUGGAUUCAAGCAAGGAAAUUGAGGAGAAAUUAGAUGGACUUGUCCUGGAGUUCUUCAGUACGCUGGAAGACCUAUACAAGGCUCAGUCAUGUCUGAAUGAGGAAAUGAAAAAUGGAUUCCUACAAAUGUCUCGGGCUCGUUACAACAUGGGUGCUAAGGCAAUUAGUCAAUCACAAUAUGAUGAGCACAAAAUGGCAGCAUCUGUUAAAGUGGUUAUUGAUGAUGACAACAAAGGAGGCAAUGCAUUUGUCAUCAAUAAUGUGACUAGAUCUGUCAAAAGUGAAAUUCCUGAAAAAGACACUGCGGUGGAAACUGUCGGACUAAGAAAACGUAAUGUACAAAAAUCUGAACAAGAUACCGAGGAAAAAGAACCAGCCAAUCAGAAGGACAAAAAUCCUGGAGAAACAAAUAUCAGUGUAGAUAAAAAAAGGUUACCUGACCCACUGAACUGGUUUGGCGUACUUGUGCCCCAGAGUUUAAGACAAAGCCAAGCUAGUUUUAAACAAGCAGUCGAACAGGCUGUGAACAUUGCAAAUCUGAAACUAAAAAUUGCAGAAUUGCGAAAAGAUUACAUAAAUUGUAUGGGAAUAAAGGUAAAGGAAAAACUGAAUGAAGAUGAUUGAUAAACAAAACUACUUUCAUAUACAAGGUACACACAUCUUAAAUUGUAGACUUAUUACAGGGUAAUUAUGUGGGAAUGAAGUUCAAGGAAAAUUGAAUGUAGGUUAUGAUUAAUAAUCGAUGCAAAAAUUUUAUAUAGUAUACAUAAUUAAAUUAUAGACUUGCUGAAAGAUUAUCUUAAUUAAUGAAUAGAAAUUAAGUCGGAGUGAAAAUAAAUUUUGGUUAGAAAUAAUCAAUAGUAACCAAAAGAGAAUGUUUAAAUGAAUGCAUUUAUAUCUAGCAAAAUGAACUGUUUAGUGUUGAUAUGUGUAACUAAUUUGUAGUCUAGUAUAUGACACCAGUUUGUUACUGGUAUACAUGUAUAUGUUGAUUUGUUAACUGAUUUGUGUAUUUGGGACCUAUUUAAUAAAAAGAAAAUCUUGAUGUUCCAGUUCAAGAUGAAAGAAAAGCCA